CUCCACUAAGUCCAAGAAAGGUUACAGGAAUACUUGAUGUCUUGAUGGCCUAUUCCAAAUAUAUAAUCUUCUUGUAGUUUCUCACGAAUCCAGAUCCUCUCACUCAUCACUAGCUAUGGCUUUCUCUGUAAUAAGAUCAGCUCGAAGCAUGGUUGGACCGGCAGAGGAGACACCCUCUGGCAUGCUUGAUCUUUCAUUCAUGGACAAACUAUCAGGUGUGCAGCACGGUGUUAGAUCACUGCAUGUAUACAGCCAUGGCCAUGAACCCGCUAAGAUCAUAAGAGAGGCUUUGUCCAGGGCUCUGGUUCCAUACUAUCCACUUGCGGGGAGGCUGAAGAAAUCAAGCAAUGGUGAUACCCAGGUUUCCUGCACUGCGGAAGGUGUUUGGUUUGUGGAGGCGUCUUCCAAUUGUAGCCUGGCUGCUGUCAACUAUUUCGAUAACAAUUUCAGUACUAUUCUGCACCAUGAGCUUAUUCCGGAUCACCCUCCAGAGUCAGAUGGCCUGGAUCUGCCCAUCCGAAUGCAGGUGACCCAGUUUACAUGCGGUGGAUUUGUCAUAGGUCUUGUACUCAGCCACACUACGUGCGAUGGCCUAGGAUCUGCUCAGUUCCUAAAAGCUGUGGGUGAGUUUGCUAGAGGCCUCCAGCAGCCAAGCAUUGUCCCUGUGUGGAGUAGAGAAGUUAUUCCGACUCCUGCACGACUAUUAGCACAAGCAUCCACCAAACAAAAACUACUGCCAGAGCCACCACUUUCCCUGCCCGACCACAAGCUCGAGAGCAUCUCUAUAGACAUUUCACUAGACCGAAUCAGUCAGCUCAAGCGUGAGUUCCAACAAUCCACUGGCCAAACUUGCACAACCUUCGAACUCAUCGUUGCCAGCAUCUGGAGCAGCCGAACCAGAGCUGUAAACUUCCAUUGUGACACCAAUGUCACACUGAUGUACCUUGCCAAUGGCCGUCAGCUCUGCAACCCACCAUUACCGGAAGGUUUCUACGGCAACUGCUUCUUCCCAGUAAGCAUAAAGGCAUCUAGUAAGACGGUGUCACUGGCGUCAAAUGCCGAGGUCGUUAAACUGGUACAAGAAGGGAAAUAUAGGCAGAAGGAACAAUUCAGAAAAUGGAUGGAUGGUAUUUUCUCGGAACCCGGAGAGAACCCAUAUGAUCCCUCUGUCGCCUACAGGAAGUUAGUCGUAUCUGAGUGGGGUCGAUUAGGGUUCAGCCAGGUUAAUUUUGGGUGGGGUCCCCCUGUCCACAUGAUUCCUGUUGACGGUUCUAGCAUCGUCCCUCUUGUGAUAAUAGGGACCCCACCUACUCCAAAGAAGGGUUUCCGUCUGAUGACAUGGUGCGUCAAGGGGACCCACAUGCCACACCUUGUUGAAGAGAUGAAGCACCUAGCUUGAAGGAAUCAAUAUUAAAGAAUAAGUAAAACAAGAAUAAUAAGAAGUGAUAGAGAUGGGAAGCUAGCUGUUGUUAUUAAGAUAAAUGGGGUUGUGUAUAAUUAGUGUAGGGCUCUUGAUGGGGAUGUGCACUUUGUGACCUCUUCUCUGGCUUGUCUGGACAUGGGCGCUGUAUCCAUCACUCAGCUUUCGUUAUGUAGAUUUUUCAUGGAUUCUAUAGAUUUUACUUUGCUAAGCAGGGAUGGUGUUUUUUUGCAUUAAUAAAACAAGCGCUUGGAAAAUUUCUUCCACCAAAAGGAGGUGGGAGUUGGGACUUCACUUCAA
Nelumbo nucifera (sacred lotus) is the source of this 1720-nucleotide messenger RNA. Its product is annotated as acyl transferase 4-like. The record is from RefSeq and is a predicted model, not a curated record. Lineage: Eukaryota; Viridiplantae; Streptophyta; Magnoliopsida; Proteales; Nelumbonaceae.